Messenger RNA from Corapipo altera (White-ruffed manakin), 1108 nucleotides. RefSeq names its product pyruvate carboxylase, mitochondrial-like. The transcript has 7 exons. Gene Ontology annotation, molecular function: ATP binding; pyruvate carboxylase activity; metal ion binding. The record is from RefSeq and is a predicted model, not a curated record. Gene Ontology annotation, cellular component: cytoplasm. NCBI's taxonomy places the organism in Eukaryota, Metazoa, Chordata, Aves, Passeriformes, Pipridae. Gene Ontology annotation, biological process: gluconeogenesis; pyruvate metabolic process. The annotation marks the transcript as partial.
CCUCGUGUCCCCCCAGGUGAGAUCGCCAUCCGGGUGUUCCGGGCGUGCACGGAGCUGGGGAUCCGGACGGUGGCCGUGUACUCGGAGCAGGACACGGGGCAGAUGCAUCGCCAGAAGGCCGACGAGGCCUAUUUGGUGGGCAGGGGGCUGCCCCCCGUGCAGGCAUACCUGCACAUCCCCGACAUCAUCCGCGUGGCACAGGAGAACGGGGUCGAUGCCAUCCACCCCGGGUACGGGUUCCUGUCGGAGCGGGCCGACUUUGCCCAGGCCUGUGUGGACGCGGGGGUUCGGUUCGUGGGGCCCUCCCCCGACGUCGUGCGCAAGAUGGGGGACAAAGUGGAGGCUCGGGGCAUCGCCAUCGCUGCCGGGGUCCCGGUGGUCCCCGGGACGCCGUCCCCGGUGUCGUCGCUGGCCGAGGCUCAGGAAUUCGCCUCCCGGGUCGGGUUCCCCGUGAUCCUCAAGGCCGCCCACGGGGGCGGCGGCCGCGGGAUGAGGAUGGUCCGGGAGCCCCAGGAGCUGGAGGAGAACUUCUCCCGCGCCACCUCCGAGGCCUUGGCGGCUUUUGGGAACGGGGAACUGUUCGUGGAGAAGUUCAUCGAGAGGCCGCGGCACAUCGAGGUCCAGAUCCUGGGUGACUCCCACGGGAACGUGGUGCACCUGCACGAGCGGGAUUGCUCCAUCCAGCGGCGGCACCAGAAGGUGGUGGAGAUCGCCCCGGCCGCCCGGCUGCCCCCCGAGCUCCGCGCCCGCCUGGCCAACGACGCCGUGCGCCUGGCACAGCAGGUGGGCUACGAGAACGCGGGCACGGUGGAGUUCCUGGUGGACCAGAACGGGGACUAUUAUUUCAUCGAGGUCAACUCGAGGCUGCAGGUGGAGCACACGGUCACCGAGGAGAUCACCGACGUGGACCUGGUCCACGCCCAGCUCCAGGUGGCCGCGGGCCGGUCCCUGCCCGAGCUGGGGCUGGUGCAGGAGAACAUUCGGGUCAAUGGUUGUGCCAUCCAGUGCCGCGUCACCACCGAGGACCCCGCGCGCGGCUUCCAGCCCGACACGGGACGCAUCGAGGUGGGGACAGCGCGGGGACACCGCGGGGGGGCACUGGGACACU